Planococcus citri (citrus mealybug) is the source of this 3085-nucleotide messenger RNA. It is a transcript of the gene corn, whose product is annotated as cornetto. The record is from RefSeq and is a predicted model, not a curated record. NCBI's taxonomy places the organism in Eukaryota, Metazoa, Arthropoda, Insecta, Hemiptera, Pseudococcidae. The transcript has 9 exons. The coding region runs from base 632 to 3034 and encodes 800 amino acids.
GGUGCAUAUGCCAUACAGCAGGGUGUUUAGUUAGAGUGCUAGUACUGCUAGUGCAUUUCAGUAUUAGAUCGGUGGUCGUUCAUAUGGAGGGGGAUUUCAUUUCACUGACUUGAAUAAAGCAUUAAACGGUUAUUUCUCUUCUCGGUUCGGUUCGCUUAUUCCUUGUUGUCGUAUGGUUCGCUAGCAAUGCGGACUCGUGAGCUCUGAGCUCAGCUCGAAGUGGUUUUUUAUCUCGAAUUCGAUGCGAUUUUAUUCCGUUCGCGUGGUUUGUGUGUUUUUUUAAAACCUUACUUACCUGUCCUUUUUUUCUCUCUUUAUUUGUGUGUGAAUCGAUUGAAUAGUGAAAUCUCACAUACUCGUAUAGUGAUUCUGAUUGUGUCUGUGUUGUUAGAUUACUCGCCUUUGUUUGUGUACGUAUAGUAUAAUAUGUUUACCGGUAUUUUUAUAUACUCGUGAUCGUGUUCUGUUCGUGUAUUUAGAACUCGAUGCGAACGGUGAUUUGUGCUGUAUUACUUAUUCUUCUCAUCUAAUUUCCGGGAAUAAGCUUAUAUGUAUAGUUAGCGGUUGAAAUGAGCUACGGUUCGGUGUAAACUUUGGAAAUCACGUUUUGUAAGAAUCCCAAACCAACCCGAUGACUGGAACGGAGCCGGUCACCGCGGACGAGGUAACGCUACCGCCACCACCGGCGAAAAAUCCCACCACCAAAUUGGAAGACUGCAGCCGCGGCGACAGCCCUUGUAAAGAAAGCGCCACCCAAGAUGGCAGCGACUCCGGUGUCGAAAUGAACACAAAAUGCCGUUACCAUCGCCGAAGCACCUGCGAAGCUGACCAAGAAACCGACGGCGGUUACUCGACAGUCAGCUCGUGCACACAAUCACCUUAUCUAACCACAGAGACACCUCCACCACCAGAGCUCACUCGACAACUGACUCCCGGAGACGGCGAAUCGAACGGCGAAAGUUCGCUAAUAUCUUACGACGGUGCCAGCGAAAACGGCAGCGAAAGCUCAUCGGUCGACGACGCGGCCAAAAAAUGCCAUCACCAAAGACCAAACUGUAUAAAUUUGCAAAAAGUGUACUCAGCCAAAGGCUGCCGGCAAACGCCGCCGACCGGUCGCCAAAGGUUGACCUCGUUUACCGACUCGCCCGCCGCAGUAAUGACGUCGAGCUUUCGCGCCUCAUGCGGUAGGCAGUCGGCGACACCGGGCACGAAAUGCGUGCCGAAUUGCGAUAGUCCCAGUCCGACAGAUAGACGUACGCUGCGCUCGUGUUCCGGUACCAGGACAUCGACGUCCAGAAUGAGUUCCGGUGCCGGAAGCUGCGACGAAGCUUCCAAAUGGUCGUCGCCUUCGUCGUCGUCGUCGUUGUCGUCGUCCGCGAAAAAGCCCUCGUUACCGUAUACUAGUUUGAGCGAUCCGAGAAGUACCAAUAUAUUCGAAACGUACGCUACGUUGCCGCGCAGAAAGCAGAAAGAAAAUGUCGAAAGGAGUCCGAGAGAACCGAGCCUCAACAGGGCUGCUAGUCUGAGGAAGAAGUUUUUAGAAAAUUCGCUAAUGACUACUUCGCUGAAUUCAUCGAUGUCGCCAACGUCGUCGUGUUCUCCCGGUACGAAGACGAUGCCGCCGUAUGUGAAGUACAGAGGGAAGACGAAGAUUUAUCAAGAAGUUUCUACUCAGACUAUGUUAACCAAUGGGGAUGUCGAUAAAGCCCUCGGAGACAGACCGUUUAAGAUUUUUAACGAAAGAGUUCCACCGCAGAACGAUACGUGCAUUAAAGAUAAACAACGUAAUGAAGAACAACUAGCCGAAUUGAAGAAACUUAGGAAAGAAAACAGCAAGCAGAGAACGGUCAUCGAAUGGCUGGAAGGCGAAUUGGUGGCGGCCAAAGAUGAAAAACUCAAAAUUCAAAAUCGAUUCGUCGCCGUUGAGCAGAGGAUAUCUAAUUUAUUAACGUAUAAAGGUUCAGGAACUGGUGACGAUAUGAUAGCGCAAUUAGAACGAGAAGUGGCUUGCAGUAAUAGUAUGAUAUCAAAACAGCAAAAGGAAAUCGCCGAAUUGCAGCAGCUGUGUUGUUAUAUGCAAAAAGAUUUGGAUUCGAUACAUUUAGCUCAAAAAGCCAACGAAGUCGAAUCGCUCGAAUUACAAGAAUUCCUGCAAGCUGAAAAAUCAACAUUGACUGACUCAUUGAAGGAUCUCGAAACUGAGUUGAACGCUUGUAAAAAACGACUCAAAGAACAAGAAGAAGAGCUAACGAACAAAAUCAACGAAUGUACCAGUUUAAAUGCUGUGUCUGAACGAUUAAGGCAAGAAAAUCAAACAUUUAGAACUCGUUUAGCUACCUUAGAAAGAAGAUGUAAAGAACUGCUGGUACAUCAAGGAGCAGUCACUUCCAGCGCUUCGGUCGCCCUAUCCGGAGUCGGCUCCAGAUUCGAGCAGUUACUCGACCAGUUGACCAGUAAUUACAGUAUCACCGACAAUGAUCUAAAAGAUGAAGUUUACCAAAAUAUCGAACCGGUGAUGAACGGGUACAAGAAAUUGAACGACGAUAACGAUAAUAACGAAGAAGACGAUACAAAUCGUAACUUCGCAACGCCCUUAUGGCUAAAAGCUGUUGGUAACGUGAUGUCUGCCAAACAAAACUGCACAGACGCCGACUCGUCGAAAACCAACCCCCUCGUGGAGUGCUCAGGCUGUCAAAAAUCAUCGUCUUCGAUCGUCAACGAAGAUUCUCUAUCGUUAUCGAAGGUAACCGAAGACGGUGUCAUAGCAGACGAAGAAGAUAGCAGACGUAAUUCUAUCUUAUCCGACGUGUACACGACGGACGAUAAUUUGACUUUGGAUUUCGGUAUCAGCGAAGCUCUCACCGAUAUCUCCGAAAGCGUGAUGAUGCGUAAAAAUCUGACAUUAGAACGAUUCAACGCCGAGAGUUUUAAUCACGAUGUUUCCCUGGUGGAACAAGUUUUAGAAGUUGAUAAUCUAGUGUCGAAAGUUUUUAAAGCUAUUUUAUACAUCGAAACGAACAAAACCAACCGUUGAACGGUUACAUUUUAACGCUUAUAUUUAUUUUAAUAAAUGUUUUAAAUUUUA